AAAAACAAAAACACCUGUCAACGACGUCGUUUCCACCGGUCGUCGCCCGUUUACUCUCGCAGUAUAUAGGAAACCCACCAACACCAGAGCGACUUUCUCCCCUCCGGUGGCUCAAAGCUCCAGCUUUCCUCAUCGUUCUUUGGGGUUCCUUCAGGCGUUUCUUCUGUGGAUCUGCCAGUUUGAAAGAUGAAUCAAUUCAUUUUUCAGCAGAACACCUUUUUUUCAUGUGAAGAGACAAGGGGGUAUGCCUCUAUCUCUGAUCUGAAGGACCCUGUUGUGUGUCCCAAGCCCCGGCGGCUUGCAAUUCUUGCUAACAAUCACAUUAAACACCCCUUGAAAUGGCACCAAGCUGAGGCUUGUGAUUCAAAAGCUGGGGCAGACCUUCUAGACAUCAUUUUAAACAAGGGGUCGGAACAAUCUAGCAUCAAUGUGGCGUCAUCACCUCCGUUUUAUUGCGGGUCUCCGCCGAGCAGAGCUUCCAAUCCAUUAAUCCAGGAUGCGCAGUUUAGAGAUGAGAAACUCAGUAGUCCUAUGCCAGUAUUGGCUGCAGCAGCAUAUUCCCCAUUGAGUCUCUCGUCGCCAUCAUCGGCGGGGUCGCACAAAGGGGGAGGAGGGUGUGCUGCGAGAAUGACGUUCGGUCUAAAACCGGCUGCAGUUAGAGUAGAAGGAUUUGAUUGCCUGAGUAGGGACCGGCAGAAUUCAAGGAUCCCUGCAGUUGCUUGAAAACCAACCUCCAUGAAUGGAAGUGUAAAUAGAGAAUGGAGAGUGGCAGCAGAGUUUUCAACCACAGGCAAGACAACACUACUUUUGUAACAAGCAGAGGAAGCAAUAUUUCACGAUAGGGAUGCAUGAGAAUUUGAGAUCAUCCACGUCUCAAGUGUAGUGUAAAUAUAACAAAAUGUUGUUCUGUUCUUGAUCAUCCAAAUUUGAUUUUUUUUUUUUUUUUUUUUUUUGGUUUCUUUAAGGUAGCUUUGUGGGACAAACAAGCCUUAUGUUGUAGAGAAAAGGUUUGGUUGGAUCUAUGAGUUAAUGUAUAGAGGUUUUUUUUUUUUUUUUUGGUUUCUUUAAGGUAGCUUUGUGGGACAAACAAGCCUUAUGUUGUAGAGAAAAGGUUUGGUUGGAUCUAUGAGUUAAUGUAUAGAGGUUUUUUUUUUUUUUUUUGGUUUCUUUAAGGUAGCUUUGUGGGACAAACAAGCCUUAUGUUGUAGAGAAAAGGUUUGGUUGGAUCUAUGAGUUAAUGUAUAGAGGUUUUUUUUUUUUUUUUUGGUUUCUUUAAGGUAGCUUUGUGGGACAAACAAGCCUUAUGUUGUAGAGAAAAGGUUUGGUUGGAUCUAUGAGUUAAUGUAUAGAGGUUUUUUU
Molecule: messenger RNA, 1359 nt
Organism: Cucurbita moschata (crookneck pumpkin)
Lineage: Eukaryota; Viridiplantae; Streptophyta; Magnoliopsida; Cucurbitales; Cucurbitaceae
Exons: 3
Coding region: 187-723 (178 amino acids)
Source: RefSeq, a predicted model, not a curated record